Messenger RNA from Owenia fusiformis, 1393 nucleotides. The record is from the annotation of a GenBank genome assembly. Lineage: Eukaryota; Metazoa; Annelida; Polychaeta; Sabellida; Oweniidae.
AGUUAGUCUGUAUCUGUAACAACGGAGGAGGAAUGUAAUAAUGUAGAAAUGUCAUAUUUCUUACUCAUACUGCUGUUUAUCAAGUAAAUAAGGAGAUAUAAAGUAAUAGCCUUGUAUGUAUGGAUAAAUCAUAAACAAAGUAAAACAUUCGUCAAUGGGUUGUACGUCUACAAAACAGGAAGGAGUUGAUAUAUCAAGUGGGAUUGCACCCUUUCCACGGGAGGGUGAAUCUGGUCCUGCAGUCAACAGCAAUGUCUCAUCAAAAAGAGAUUUAGGUAGCAAGAAAACUGUUAAGUCGCACUUGCCUCCACUCAAAGGGGAUCUGAGCAUGAAGAAGGAUGCAAGAAGAAACCGUCAUAAGGUGCUUAAAGACUGGAGAAAUAGGAGAGUAAAGGCUGCCGAGGAGAUGUCACAUAAGAUAAUGGAUGAGAAGGAAUUACUGUCAGUUCGCUCAUUGCGUUCUAGAGCUACCUCACAAACCACUUCAAGAGCCCCAUCCCCUACACCUGGGUCAAGUCAACCUGCCCAUUUCAAUGGUCACCCAAAUGGCAGCGGCUGGACAGAGGAAAAUGAAAGAUCACAGCAUGAAUCCAACAGUAACAAUCAAACAAUGCAAAAUUCUAAAAUUACUGGACAUAGUGCAAGCUUAGAGACAGAUUCAGUGGGAAGUGCAGAAACUGAAAGCACCAACUUAACAUCAGGAGUAAUGGUGCCAGAAUUGAACAAUGGGGAUCCAGUUUCACAGAUAAAUGAAGGGAAUCCUCAGAUACCAAGCAUUACGACAGAAAGUAUGGAUGAUGGAAAUACCAAAUCACAUGAAAAUCUACAGAAUGGCCAAUUGAGAAAUGAAGGCAAGAAACCCAGUAUACACCAAUGGGGCAAAAUCCCACUUGCCCCAUUGAGUCCCAUCGAAUCCCAACUUGCCCCAUUGAAUCCCACAAGAACACAUGGGUUCUUGAUGACUUUGCCCCAUCAUGGCCCAUGGAGUCCCAUCAAGCGACAUAAAAUCCCACCGUGCCCCAUUGGUGUAUGUUGGACUUCACACAACACGUCAUAUGAUCGAUGGGGCAAAAUCCCACAAUGCCCAUUGCCCCAUGGAAAGAAUGAACAUGUUCAUUCUCGAUGGGGCAAGAUGGGACUCCGUGUGAUUUUGCCCCAUCUUGCCCCAUCGAAUCCCACGUGGAACCUCAUUGGACCUCAUAGACUCAUGGGACCUUAUAGAACUCGAUGGGGCAAUAUGGGGCAAAAUCCUAAAGAGUCCUACAGACUCCAUGGGGCAAAAUCCCAAGAAGUCCCACGCAAUGUUAGGUCUAUGGAGGUCCCAAUUUGCCCCAUUGGUGUACACCAGACUUUAUGGUUAGUAUGCAGGCAUACUGAGCAUGAUGGGCCAUAA